Scophthalmus maximus (turbot) is the source of this 1374-nucleotide messenger RNA. It is a transcript of the gene ccdc32, whose product is annotated as coiled-coil domain containing 32. Bases 182 to 805 code for a protein of 207 amino acids. Gene Ontology annotation, biological process: cilium organization. The transcript has 4 exons. NCBI's taxonomy places the organism in Eukaryota, Metazoa, Chordata, Actinopteri, Pleuronectiformes, Scophthalmidae. The record is from RefSeq and is a predicted model, not a curated record.
UCACAGUGUCCAAUCAUACGCAAGCCAAACAGGGAAGUGAGCCGUCGCUCGUUGCAGCUUGUGGAUCAUGGAUGCAGUUAGCUAGAGCGAGGCUAAUCUUCGAAGUCAAGGGAGAUAACAGUUUGCGAUUGUGUUUCCACAGAACGUGUCUGUUAAGUGAACAACGCCAGUGAAAAGUGAGAUGGUUCUGAAAACCGAUGUUGACAUCUGCACCGGAAUGACCGACUUCGAGAGUCAGGAGGUCCGGUCCAGCGGCGAGCUGUGGUCCGAGAUCUGCUCCAGCCUGCCGGAGGCGCAGGCGGAGGCGGCUCCGGAGAACAACACCGACUUCCGAGACUCAUUCCAGCCGGCAGCGCGAGACGAAGUGCAGGUCAACGGCCACUCAAAUGGGACAAAUACCAGCGGCCCCAGUGCCAAGUGGGAACCAAUGGAGGAUUCUGAGAUCUACAUAGCCAGUUUAGAGAAUCGUCUGAAGAAGUUAAAAGGCCAAACCAGCGAUGUGACCUCCAGGGACAUGUUGCGCUCAUUGUCUCAAGCCAAGAAAGAAUGCUGGGAUAGAUUCCUGCAUGACGCCCAGACCUCAGAGCUUUUUCAAGGUGGUGACUUGGAUGACAGUGCCCUCGAACACUUCAAGAGGUGGCUGAUUCCUGAGAAGGUGGCCAUCAGCGCAGAGGAGCUGGAAUAUCUACUGAGGCCUUCUCAGAAUAACGACCCACUGGGACCAAACCAAACUCUAAAUGGAGAGGACACAGAGGGGGAGAGCCACAACUCUGAGGAAGACAACACUCCCAGCCCAGAGAAAUGACCUUGUUUAAAGUGAAAUAACUAAUUUGGAGAAUAUUCAAUGAGGAUGACUUGUUAGACCCCACAGUCAUUUUGAGCCCUGUAAUGUCAUAUUGCUGUUUUUGGCCAAAGCUUUUGUUACUAGUGGUGAAAGAGGUAAUUACAGACUGUCAUUAUUCUCCGUAUCCCCAGCAACUGAGUUUUUUUUCUUUGCUAUUCAUCCCUUCAACCACAUCACACCAUGAAAAUAUUUAGUAAAGAGUUUGUUAUUAGACUUCUCUGCCCUCUAACAGUAUAAUUAGCAUCGCGUCUGUGUAGUGAUUCCUACUUUACUUCUAAACAAGAGUGGCUCGCUACGCUACACACACUGCAAAGGUUACAAUGUCACGUUGUAAAUAUAUGUUGACUCAUAUGUCAUAAGCAAUGCAUUAUCUUCCAGAGACAAUAUUUUUCUGUGACAUCUAAAGUAGAAAUACUCUUGUGAUAUAUUACUGAUUAUAAUGUAACAUACUGUGUAAUGUCUUUAUUUUUGCCAUGUUGAUUUUACAUAUGAUGUUUUACCUGUACUUAAAUAAAAACAAAAACAACUAA